UAAUAUGUAUAUGUGCACCACCCUCGGUGUCAAUAUUAUUCAGUACAGUUAAGACUUUUGCGAAGAUAACUUAAAUGCUGUUGUUGUACGAAAAUUUUUUGUUAUCAAACAAAGUGUGAAAUUUCGUUAACCAAAAGGAUUAAUAUCCACCCAGUGAGCGAAAAAUGUCCUAUCCACAUUCUCUUUUUAAAUAUUUACAAAAUGAAGAACCCAUGGAGUCUGCUCUAAAUUCAGCUCACUCAUCCAGUCGACGCGCAGACAAGCACUUGAAAUAUGGUCGCUAUGACGAAGCGAUAAAGUGUCACUCGGAAACGGUGAACUUUCUAUCGAAAGCCAUAGCUGAGUCGACUAUUCCAAAGAACAUCGAAAAUCUCCUAUUGCAGCGCAAACACCAUGAGAACAUCCAGACGAUUAUAGUGCGACAGAAGCAAGAGUUUGCCGAUUUUCUUCGCCGCAAUGGACUAAAAGCAAUCAGUAAACGUCGUGAUCAUACGCAAAAAGAAAAUCAAGAACACCGUACCGUUAUUGGAAUCAAUCCUAAUGACAAUUGUGAUAAGAAUACCUCCGACGAUAAUAAGUUUUUCUCGUUGGUUGGUGAUUUGAAGAUAGAAGAGAAGUUUAUGGACAAAGAAAUGGUUCAAGUGAAAGACGAAGAGAGUGACGAUGAUGAUGAUGAAUAUGUUUCACUUCAAUAGGUUUAAGUGAAAGACGAAGACAGUAUAUAUGACGAAGACGAUGAAUUUUCAAUAAAUAUAAUGUCUGGAGAA
This is a messenger RNA of Bradysia coprophila, 767 nucleotides long. RefSeq lists its product as uncharacterized. NCBI's taxonomy places the organism in Eukaryota, Metazoa, Arthropoda, Insecta, Diptera, Sciaridae. Gene Ontology annotation, biological process: autophagy. The record is from RefSeq and is a predicted model, not a curated record.